AUGGGCUUGGAUCUAUCUAUUGCCGUCGGAGACCUAGAUUUGCUGGGCAGGUCCACUGCUGCUGCAGGUCAUGGUGAUGUACAAAUGCAGGUGUGGACUCUUGACCCAGCCUACUUCAGCUCGAGGCUAUUUCUUUCGACAGCGCCUAGUCCGAUUGCCCCUGAUGAAAGUGGUGUUUAUGACUGGAUGUGCAAUUUGCGUCUGCAGGUGCAGUUGGUACUUCGUUUUGCAAAUCGCUUUUUCCUGCAACUGUGGAAUCGUGACAACAUUGACAAUGUACAGAUUGUGUUUAGGGAGGAUUUUGGAACUGAGGGUCGGGGUGGAUAUUUUGAUGAAUAUGGAAUCAUUCGUGAUAUUAUUCAAAAUCAUCUAUUGCAGAUUCUUUGCCUCAUUGCUAUGGAGAAGCCUAUUUCUCUUACACCUGAGCAUAUUCGAGAUGAGAAAGUGAAGGUGCAUCAAUUAGUUUCUUAUGUCUUCUACUGAUAAUAUGUCGGUGGUCCCUUUCUAUCAAUCGGCUCAAGAUUGAAAAACUCUUGGAUGCCUUUUCUAGUAUGAGAGACAUAUCAAGAUUUAAGUAUUUCUUUUUUACUAUGGAAUGGAGAACAAAUGCAUGUAAAUGAAGGAGCUUUUCCCCUCGUCAUAUUGCUUUCAUUUUUUGCACUGGGGAGUACAAGGUGUUAUGCCAGUUCAUUGAUAGAGUGGAGAAACACCCGAGCAAGAAAAUUGAUGAGAAGAUUGGCCAGUUCUGGAUUGUAUUUUUUUCAUAAAAGAACUUUUUUCAAGUUUUUAGUUGUAAUAACUUUUACAUGUAGCUCAAAUUUUGAGACUCAAAUAGAAUGUUCAAUAAAACUAUAAUACUAUACUGUC
This is a messenger RNA of Camellia sinensis, 867 nucleotides long. NCBI's taxonomy places the organism in Eukaryota, Viridiplantae, Streptophyta, Magnoliopsida, Ericales, Theaceae. The record is from RefSeq and is a predicted model, not a curated record.